AUGAGGAAAUAUCGCAACUCCAUUUUUACUAUAUUACUAAGCACAUCCCUUGGAUGGAAUAUAAAUAAACUUUAUCGCCAAAAUAAUUUAGAUAUGUACGGAUUAAAAAAUGAUCAUGAUAUUAUUGUAGUUAGACAUAUUAACAUUUAUGAUAAAAAAGAAAAUGAAAAUAAUAAAAAUAAUAUUUUAAAUGAAAAAGAGUUACUUAAUUUUUUAGAUCGGUUUACUACUAUUAAUAAAAAAUAUAAAGGCUUCUGUGAAACUAGCGUUUUUAAAAAUUCCUCUUUUUCAUCAAAUAUGAAAAAUGAAUAUUCUGAUGGGACUUUUAAUACUUAUCUUGUUAUAGAUAAAUGGAAAAAUCAUAAUGAUUUUGAAAAAUCAAAAAAAGAAUUUCAAAAUAUAUUUUUAUAUAAUAAUGAUAUCUAUAAUAAAAAAAUGCAAGACUUUUAUUAUAAUUUUCAACUGUACCGAAAUAAUUAUGAAACCACCUCGGCAACAAAUAUAUUCACCAAAUUGUUUUCCAUGCUAUUUUAG
Molecule: messenger RNA, 534 nt
Organism: Plasmodium reichenowi
Lineage: Eukaryota; Apicomplexa; Aconoidasida; Haemosporida; Plasmodiidae
Exons: 1
Coding region: 1-534 (177 amino acids)
Source: RefSeq, a predicted model, not a curated record